Molecule: messenger RNA, 2022 nt
Organism: Bombus terrestris (buff-tailed bumblebee)
Lineage: Eukaryota; Metazoa; Arthropoda; Insecta; Hymenoptera; Apidae
Exons: 7
Coding region: 169-1479 (436 amino acids)
Source: RefSeq, a predicted model, not a curated record
AAUUUUCAUAUACUGAUUGUGUUCUCACCUAUGUUCUCCUUUUUCGAAUUCGUAAGUAGUUCAAAAUUUUUUAUGUUCUUUUUGGAUCCUUUGGUAAAUUUUCAGAAUUGGUUUGGAAUAAUUUAACCCAAAAUUGAGCAAUACAGACGCGGAUAUAAUAAAAUAAUAAUGGCAUCAAUUGAUUUCAACGGUGUACCUAAUGUUGAAGUUCAAAACGAAACGAAUAUGUCAACUAUUGCAAAAGUUAAUGAGGAAGCUGUGGUUUCUAAAAAUGUAUUCGGUUACGAUCCAACAAAAUUUUCUUAUUGCAAAGAAAAGAGUAUAGUUAAUUUUCUAAAAGUUGGAGAAUCCGGUGAGCUCCGAUUUAUGGCAGAAAUAAAGAAGGGUGUAUUUAGUAUUUCAAUAUGGCCUCAGAAUACAGAGCUUGAGUAUGAACAAUUAGUGGUGGAACUAGAGUCGUCGCUCCCGGAAUGUACUCAAUGGAAAAAUCGUAGACCAAAUAUAGGAGAUUAUGUAUUUGGUCAGAAGGAGGACGAAACUUGGGUUAGGGGAUACGUUUUAUGUGUGAUACCACAAGUACAGCUGGCUUCGAUCGAAGACACUAAAUUAGAAACAGUUGAUAACAUUGCUACAAUCGAAGAUCCCCUUACAGAUAUGUAUGCAUUUACUGGUGUAUGUGAAUUAGCUGAUGUUACAGAAAGAUUUCUAGAAGAUGUAGAUUAUAAAUAUAAAGUAACAGGCCAAACAAAUAAGGAGAAACCAGACGAAUUUGAAAUAUUAAUUCUUAAAGGAGAUAAUGAGAUAGAAGCUACUGUAAAACCUUGGAUUCCACUGCCUGAACAAUUGGAUCCAUUUUUUAGUCAAGUGCAUAAUGAUACUCCAGUAUGCAUUACUGGUUAUCGAAAUCAUAUAUCUUUGUAUAUUCGUCCCUUAGAUACUCUAGGUUUGGCACACUAUAACUUUAUUAUGGAAAGUGUUGCAAAAUGCGCUGAAACAUCUCCAUUUUUGAAAGAGCCAUCUAAUGGGGACAGGACAUUAGCACCGCUUCCUAAUGGCAAAUAUUAUCGUGGAUCUGUUUUUCGUAUACAAGAUGAUAAAGUGCAAGUUGGGUUCGAAGAUCUUGGUCGCAAAGAAUAUGUAGAUGCCAAGACACUUAAGGUUUAUCCUGAUUAUUUAACCAAACUUGGAUAUUGUUUAACACAAGUCUAUCUAAGAGAUGUUCCUAAAAAUAUCCCUCCUCUAAAGCCAAUAGUUGAUUAUCUGGACAGCCUAGUGGAAAAUGAAGUUCCUCUGUUAUUAACAUUUAAUGGUCUACCUUACACAGAUGGUGUAACUCUGAAACAGGCUGACGGAGAAACCGUUAGUGGUAUGAUACAUAAAUGUCUCGAGCCGCUUCGUGUGAAACCUAAAGAAAUCAAAAGUGAAUCUGAGGAAAUGAAAAAUGAAUCAGAGCAAAUCAAAAAUGAAUCUCAGAACUAGUUACUCGCAGUAGCUGUAUUAAAACAAAAAUUAUUCAGCGUGAUCUUGUAUCUGUGUGUCGUAUAUAAUGUGUAAUUACCAUUGGUUAAAACCAAAUUAAUUGGUGAAUGUUUAAUACCAGAUGUGGGGUAAAAAAUAAACAAAAAAAGAAGCAUGCAUCCCAUUAUGCAAAAAGGAGAGCAUAUUAGUUCUAAUGUUUGAAGCUAUAGUUGAGAUAUUUUUAGUUAAAAUAGUUGAAGCAUGAUUUGUUUCUUGAAAGUAUUUUAAUAUUUUUAGAAGACAUUCCACAUUUUGAUAUUAUUGUAUCUUCUGUUAUUUAACAGUUCAAAAAUUUGAUAUCAUAAAUUAGAAAUUGCAAUGUGUCACUCAACUACUAUGUAAGAUCAGUACUUUUUGAACACUUUUUUUAUAUUUACUUUUGUCAAUAUUAUGUUUUAUUUCGGUGAACCUCUAUAUUCAACAUACUUUUUUCGCGACUUGUAUUUUUUGUACAAUUUAUAAUAAAUAUGAAGUGAAAAUAAAGAGUUUGCUCAGUGUAGUUAA